AGUUGGGGAUAUUUUAUUAAAAUUAAAAAGUAAAGGGGUACAAAUUGACAAUUUGUGCCAAACUAGAGGUGCAAAGUGGCAUAGAAGCCAUUUUGCACACAAACAAAUCUAGCAAGCAGUUAAUUCCGGCGAAAGAACCGGCGGCGGCGACCCUUUGAGUUCGAUCUGCACCAAUACAAUACAAUACACGUCAUAAUAUUUGUGGAAGGGUAACCCCACUCUGUUUUUGAAAGCAUUUUCUCUCCCGCGCUAAAGCUAAAGCUAAACCCUAAACCAGAUUUUGGCGCCAUGACCUCCUCCGAAGCCGACGUUCUGAUUUCCGACCUCUCCACAGGUAAAGCAGGGAUUCAUGGACGCAUUUCGGCCUACCUACUUGUGUUCAAAGAACCCCUCAAAACCUGUGCCCAAAAGCAAUCUCUUAUUACCGAUUACUUUCCCUUCCUCAACCGAGCGCUUACUCUUCUCCGGCGAAAGCUAGGUCAUCCUUCAAAGUUGAAUGAGAAAUUCGCAGCCGAAUGGUUCGCUGUUUACCGACUCUGUGUCGACUGCAUUGCCGUCAUCUCCAGGAUUCUAACGAAACCACUUCUGCUCCUUGACGAAGGGUUCAAGAUCCUGCGGUGUUUCGCGCGUUGGCGUCGUUGGGAGGAUGGCGAGAGGGAGGGACUAGCAAUUUUAAAGGGCAUCAAGGAGAUGCAACGCCUCCCUGUCAGUGACGUCACAUCCAACUUAUAUUUGCCGGAUUUGGAUGCCGAUGCCGAUGACGCAGGGGAAGCAACAUUGCUUGCCAAAACGGUGCCGUUGCUGUUUGUUUGCGCAGCAAAGAAUAAGAAGCCCAAGCAUCCUGACCAGUAUCACCGCCUCUAUCAUAUUGCUACCGAGUUUCAUACAUGGACCAGUGUAUUGGAUAAAGAUCCCCGCCAGCUCGUGCUCGAGGAGCAAGCGAGCUAUCUUGCGACUUGUACCAUCUUUUUAGUUGGCAAGGUUGAUCAAUUUGACUCCAAAUUUGAUCUUGCAAGCAAGUUUUGUGACCUAAUUAUCACCACAUCAGUCCAAGGAUCUCCUCACCUAACGAAGCUAUGUGAUUCCCUUUAUCAAAUUGGUGUGCGAAUGUUUAGUAACAAAGAAUUUAAACAGGCUUCAGACACUUUGAAGUUGUAUUGUCAGGCAACAUGGCUUAUAAUCGAAGGAAAACUAAAGGAGGCAGAAACUAGAUUAUCAAAUUAUUACAGCUUGGAAUUAUUUGGCAAGUGGUGUGAAGCAAGUACUUUACUACUCCAAGUUCUUAGUCAAUCUGAGGGUACUCAUGCAGUGCAAGGAGUUAUAAAAGACUGGGCUGAAAAGUGGGCUGCUGAACAUUUUUCUAAUAGACUGCCAGGUCCCAUCUCGUUGGUGGAGCAAUGGGUGGAGAUUCAGGUAAAACUCGUAAAAGGUCAUGAAAAUGGGGAUGAUGUGGGCACUUUGUUAGGCAAUUUGUUUCUAUCUUCUAGCAAAGUAUCAAGAAAGAAGAUCUUGCAGCAGGAACUUCUAUUUUAUGUUCAAAUGCAAAAUGACAACCCCAACUUUUGUAAGAGAAUGCAAAUGAUGAUUAAGGAUUUACUAGAGAAAGAUGGGUUUGGCACACUAAUUGAUUGGUUAGAGGAAUCAAGCUGUUUAAGACUGUGUGGAGUCAGAGGUCCAAAAUACUGCACUCAAUGCUUGUCACAAGCACUUGAAGUUGCUUCUGGCCAUCAAUUAGCAGUGGCAUAUUGUUUACGAUCACUUUGCACCGAGGAAUAUGAACCAAACUCAGAGAAAGUGUUUCAAGAUAUUCAGUCUGCCCUUGCUGUGUGGUCGAGCAUUCCUACUUCAGAUGGCUCCAUGGUGCCUGAAAAUAUAAUGAAGAUACUUUAUUCUGUAAUUGAUUUGCUAUCCCUCAAGGGUCGCGUAGACUUUCACUGUACUAUAUACAAGGUUAUGAUUAAGAUCUAUACCCAGAGAGGAGUCUCGUUGAAUAAUUUGUUGGCCAAAUUGUGGGAAUCCAGAAGGAUCAGUCAUGCACUCUGCCCUUCUCCAGUUCAAGAGGCAUUUAUGAGCCUGUCAGUUGUUUUUGGCGAAAAGUUAAAGUUAACUGAGUUUUGGAUAGAGUGUUUUAGUAAAUCCCAGCCAUUGGUAGUAGGGUUUCAUAACAAUUUCUCAUCUUCCCAAUCCAAUAUAACAGUUCAUAAUGUUGAAGAAGUAACUUCUGCACUAAUUUCAAGUGUUUCUGAAUCUGGUUCUUACCUAGCUGGAUAUAUGUACUACGAUUUGUGUGAAAAAUUGGUUUCAAAUGGGCGUUCAGUUGAGGCUCUUCCGUAUGCAAUGGAAGCCCACCGCUUACGAGUAGAACUAUUCAAACAGAAAUUUCCAUGGUCUUUUGAAGGACGCAGUGAAGGGAAUCACGUGCUAGUCUGUAGAUCAGUUGCUAGUGAACUAUGGUCCUUUGAUACUAAUUCAUGUGACUUGGACAUCUGCUAUAUUAGCCCCUGGAAUGCACUUCAGUGCUAUCUUGAGAGCAUUCUUCAGGUAGGGGUUAUCCAUGAAAUACUGGGAAAUGGAGCUGAGGCCGAAUAUUUUUUGGAUCGGGGAAAAAGUCUUUCCUGCUCACAUAGCUUGACUCUUUUUAACAUUGUUUUUUCUUCCUUUUUGGGAGAACUAUACCAUAAGAAGCAGCGUUGGGCUUCAGCAAAAAAGGAACUUCAAAGUUCCAGGGAACUCUUGAAGGAUGGCAUAAUAGAUGGUUUUUGCUCAAAAUGCAAAGUGAUAGUUGAAGUAACUGUUACACAUAAUCUUGCUGAUUUAUACCAAAGCCCCAUCAGUGAAAUUGAGAGUGCAUCUGCAGAGAAAUUAUCUACUGAUCUCUACAAAGAAACUCUAGCCAAGCUACAUACUUCUGAGUGGAAAAAGUCUAUUGCUUGUCUUGAAGAACAAGAUGGUACUAUUUUAGUCAAAGAUGGUAAUUCACAACUUGAAGGCAGUAUUGAGUGCAAUUCUCCCAAUACAUUGUGUACGAAGGAACUUUCCUGGGAUUUGGAUUUGCAAAACUGUGUAGUAUCAUUUGGGGGUGAUGUACCAUGCAUAUGCAAAACAAUGGGGUGUUGGCAUUGUCUUACAGGGAAAGUAACAAAAUCUGGCUUAGUGACUGACGCUAUAAAGUUGAAGUGGGAACUAGUACACCGUCGUCUUUCACUCAAGCUGCUCACAGGAUUAGGAAAAUGCUUGGAGAAUGAUGGCCAAAUUCAUGAAGCAUGUGAAAUUAUAUUUCAAAGCAUAUCAGUAUUAGUUGGACCAAACCCAUUUUGUCGCGCAAGCAAAUCAACUUUCUUGCCUGAUACGAUGGGAAAGGAAAUCAGUGCUCAGCGGAAACAUAUAAACCUAUAUCAUCUAAUGGGAAGGGAAAUCCCAGGAGAUAUGCUGAAUGUUGAGCGUGCUGUAAUACUUUACAACCUAUGUUGGUUGUCUUUGAAGGACCGUAAGAAGGAUACCAGAAAUAAUCCCCAUGUGCUGAUUGAUAUUCCUAUAUCAAAACUAGUGUCUUGGUUGAUGCUUUCAUUCGUCCUCUGCCGUGAGGUUCCUGCACUUUUUCAGAAGGUUUCGAGAUUGCUGGCUGCUAUUUUCUCACUGUCUACCUCAAGUGUGCUUGAAGCUCCAUUGUCAACUUCUUGCAAAGAUCUCUGUGGACGUCAUUGGGUUUGUUUUUUUCAUCAAGCUUCACUUGGAAUUCAGUUUAAUUACCUGUUUUCCAUGAAAGAAGUCCAGCAGGGUGCAGACACUAAGGGUUCACACAUGGCAUCAGGAGCACAGAGUUUACCUAGGCUCGCACCAGAAUCUAUUCUAAACCUUAAAGACUUUGUAAAAGAAUUUUUUGAAGGCCUUCCUGGCACCACAGUCAUCUGUCUAAGUUUACUUGGCUGCCCAUAUACUAGUAUGUUUCAGGAAUUAUUGUCUUGUUCAUCUGCUCCUGCAUGGAUUAUGGUGUCUCGCUUAAACCUUAAGAAUCUUCCUAUACAUAUUCUUCUUCCGGUGCAUUCAGUACCAGGAGGAGAUUCAGAUGGUGUUACAAUUUCUGGUGAGAAUGAUGGUGGUCAGUGGUGCUGUCCAUGGGGUUCCACUGUGGUUGAUGAUGUGGCUCCGAAUUUUAGAAUGCUAUUGGAGGAGAAUUUCAAUUUAGCAAAGUACGAGUUAGCUUUAAGUCCUGCUGAAAAGAAAGAUCAUAUAUAUAAUGUGUGGGAAGCGAGACGGAGGAUUGAUGAUCGCCUUUGUACAUUGCUGAAAAACUUGGAAGAUUCAUGGUUUGGUAGUACUUUGAAAUAUGUGCUUCUUGGUGAAGUGUCCAACUGCAAGGAUCUGGACACGUUAUGUGAGAACCUUGUGAGGAAAUUGAAAUCUCAAUUCACGGACAUAGAUUCUAGUCUUCUGAAAGUCAUCGUCCUUGGGGUGUCCAAAUAUGGCUUUAAAGGAGGCACAGAACAAGUUAUGUUGGAGUUUUGCCUUAAGAAAGGUAGUUUCUUUAGUGAUGUUCAUUUCAAGGAUGACCAUUGUGCUGAUGAAUUGCGUGGCUUUGCUUCCAAACUACAUGAAGCAGUGAAGAAGGUCAAAGGCUUUAAUAGAAUUAUAAAGCCGAUAAUCUUAGUCCCAGACUUUGACGUCCAGAUGCUUCCUUGGGAGAAUUUACCGGUACUAAAGAACCAGGAGGUUUAUCGCAUGCCAUCAGUUUGGAGUAUAUUGGCAGCAUAUAGAAAUGAGCGCAAGAUCAAUCCUUUGGAUGCCUAUUAUUUGUUAAACCCUGAUGGUAGCCUGAAUUGCAAACCCGAUUUUGACAAAUUGUUUAGAGAUAAUAAGUUGAAGGGGAAGGUUGGACAUGCACCCCCAACUGAAAAACUGGCAGCAGCUUUGGAAAGCAGGGAUCUCUUCAUAUAUAUAGGCCAUGGAGAUGGGUCGUUAUAUAUUCCUAAUGAUAGGAUCGAGAGACUCCAAAACUGUGCUGGGGCUUUCCUAAUGGGAUGCAGUAGUGCUUCUUUGAAACUAGAUGGGUGUUACGUUCCACGAGGUCCUCCCCUAUCGUAUCUGCUUGCCGGUUCUCCUGUCAUUCUCGGCAAUUUAUGGGAAGUAACAGGCCUUGACAUUGAUAAAUUUACACAUGCUAUGCUUGUCUCUUGGUUUAAAGAUAGGUCUUACCGUAAAGAUUGCGAUCAGAAGCUAAUGAUUGGAACAUGCAUGAGUCGAGCCCGUGAUAAGUGCAGUCAUUUUCCUUGCUUGGUUGGGGCAUCACCGGUCUGUUAUGGAGUUCCAACAGAACUCAAAGGAACUAUGGAAGUAGCCACUCCUAGCACUGAGCUAAGCCCAACAACCUGCCUUGGGAAAUAAUUAGAUGAUGUACAUGAGUGUAGCAUCUCAGAUUGAAUAUGAGGCUAUACCUUUGGAGGAUUUUGAGAUCAAGCCGAUGGAUGAAUCAGAAUUAAUCGAAGCAUUAGAGUCAAUGAAAGUAGUUAAUGGAAGAAUCGACUCUGAGAACAUAACAUCAUAAGCAAACCAAUCACAUUAUUUUUAAGCCUCCAAGUGUUUGAUCUAAUUUUAAAGUAGAAUACAUCAGCAGAGGUGUCUCAAAUUGUUGUGCUCUGUUUCAAAUUGAAGAUUUCCCAAAUAACAGAAAAUCGGAUAAAAGAAAAAUAUUGAAGGCCGACUUUUC
Rosa chinensis is the source of this 5704-nucleotide messenger RNA. RefSeq names its product separase-like. Gene Ontology annotation, cellular component: cytoplasm; centrosome; mitotic spindle. Gene Ontology annotation, biological process: meiotic chromosome separation; proteolysis. The transcript has 22 exons. Lineage: Eukaryota; Viridiplantae; Streptophyta; Magnoliopsida; Rosales; Rosaceae. The coding region runs from base 289 to 5382 and encodes 1697 amino acids. Gene Ontology annotation, molecular function: cysteine-type endopeptidase activity. The record is from RefSeq and is a predicted model, not a curated record.